Musa acuminata subsp. malaccensis (wild Malaysian banana) is the source of this 1453-nucleotide messenger RNA. RefSeq lists its product as uncharacterized. Gene Ontology annotation, molecular function: nucleic acid binding. The record is from RefSeq and is a predicted model, not a curated record. Gene Ontology annotation, cellular component: kinetochore. NCBI's taxonomy places the organism in Eukaryota, Viridiplantae, Streptophyta, Magnoliopsida, Zingiberales, Musaceae.
AUGCCCAAAAGCCCAUAUGAACCGAACCCCACAUCGUGGUUACAGCCCUCGUAGCGGUGGUUCUCCAUAGCCCAUAGGUUCCCUCCCCUCUCUCCUCUGGACGCUCGUCGAUGGCUGGACGAGACGGGGAUGGCGGUGACGGCGACGACUACAUGGGCGAUCUCUCUCUCUUCCUCCCUGCCGAACUCGAUACUGAUAAAACGAACAAGUUUGGCUCGAAGGCGAAGCAGAACCAGCCGGAGCCGAAGCCCAAGUGGCCCAAGGGCCUCAGCUGGCAGGAGCAGCGGAGGCUCGAGAGGGAGCGGAAGCAGCGAGAGGAGGACGAACGCACGAGGGCGAGCCUCGAGUCGGAAAUCCCGGCCUCCAACGUGGGGUUCAGGAUGCUGAAGAUGAUGGGGUACACGCCCGGGUCGGCGCUGGGGAAGGACGGCAGCGGGCGGGCGGAGCCGGUGGGGCUCCAGAUUCGGCGGUCCAGGGCAGGGAUUGGUGUCGAGGAGGACGCGGUGAGGAAGGAGAGGGCUGCGGAAGAGAGGAAGCGGAAGAGAGAGGAGGAGAUGGUGGCAGAGUUCGGGUCACGGCAGAAGACGCAUUGGAGGAGCCGGAGAAUCGUUGGAGAUUACCGUAAGGCAGAGGCUGCUUUGGCGCAGUUGGAGAAGAGGGAGGUGGUUGAGACCCCAAAGGACGACGAUGAGGAGGAUGAGGAAGAAGAAGAGGAAGUAAUCACUGAAGAGAAUUUGCAUGAUAUACUGACAAAGCUGAGAGAUGAACACCGAUACUGCCUCUACUGUGGAUAUCAGUAUGAGUCGGCAGAGGAAUUGGCAACUAAUUGUCCCGGACCAAGCGAUGAAGAUCACUAAUCACAAGCGAUGAAGAUCACAAACAACUUGCAGAGCCUGUUUAUCGUUGUUACAAGUUCCAAAUGCUAAGCGCCCCCCCUAGUCGAUCUGAUGUCAAUCUGUGGAACAAAUAGAGAGUGAUGUUCAAUAUGUAGCAUGUCUCACCGAUUGUUCCACAAAUGAGAUUAUCAUCUUGAUAGUGGUCGUGCCUAUGAGAGGGGUCAUUGAUCAGAACGGCAUCAGCAGACCCUUUUAUUCAGACAACUGAAAAGAUGAUUCAUCUUAAAGUGGGAUGAACCUUGUUACCAGAGACUGGUUAUAAGGUGGUCCAAGUUAGCGACCAACUCUGAGCUCUUGGAGCAGAUUGCACGAAUUGUCUAUGGCCCUAGAUAUAGUGAACGGUAUCAUGGAAUUCAUCAAAUAGUGAUUCUAAAGAACACAUUUAUGAGGAGGCCAAAGUAGUUGUCGGUCUCUCGGUCCUCAAAGGAGGAAAUUGAUAACCGAUGUUGUGUAUUUUAUCAUAAGCCUGUGGUGGCAGUCGUAUCGAAAUUGUUGUAAAUUUAUUUACUUGUCAGCAAGAAUCUAGGUUCUGGUUAUGGAACAUAAACAAUUGCGAU